AUGUGGCCAUUUGUAACCAGGUAUCCUGAACUUCUGCCCUCCAGAGUACAGCAGGAAUACGACUACAUUGUAGUCGGUGGUGGCACUGCGGGCUGUGUCCUGGCGCGGCGUCUUGCCGAAGAGCGCAACUCAAGUGUCCUGCUCAUCGAGCGUGGCGAUACCAGGGAUAAUUGGCUCGACAAGUCGCCGCUGUUCUCAACGCACCAGUUCUCUGACAAGAAGCACAGCGUCGUGCUGCAGAGCCGGUUACGCGGCGACGCGACAACUGAUAUCGUCACGGGCAGGGGACUCGGUGGGACGUCUAGGAUCAAUGGCAUGCAUUAUACUCGAGGUGUGCCUGGAGAUUACAACGCCUGGGCAGAGAGUGGACGCCAAGGGUGGAGCUAUGAGGAACUCAAGCCAUAUUUCGAGAGAGCUGAAGGACAUUGGAGUCCCGCUCCGCCUCCAAAUUUCAAAUUUGAGGCAUCUCGAGAGAUUGCUCACGCAGCCGAGAAACUUGGCUUCGCCAUCUGCAACGACGUGAACGACGCACGUCUGCCAACAUCAGGAUGUUUCCUCUUGCACCUGACAACCGCACAGGACGGCUACCGCAGUAGCACCUUCCGAGCCUAUCUCCCCAAACACUUUGUCCUCGCCCAUCGUGAUAAUCUGCACAUCUGUACGAAGACGAUUGCAUGCAAGGUCGAGGUCGAGCAGUCAGCCACCGGUACACUUAGAGCGACUGGCGUCGUCCUGCAGGAGGCAAAGCCUGGGUCGUCCACGCGAUUCGUGGCCGCCAGAAAGGAGGUCGUGCUGUGCUGUGGUGCAAUCACAACGCCGCAGCUGCUGAUGCUCAGUGGCAUUGGCCCAGCAAACCAUUUGCAACAAGUCGGCGUCCCGGUGGUACACGAGCUCGAUGGUGUCGGCUCCAACCUUCAAGACCACAUGGGUACGCCGCUCUAUUACUAUGCGCCGAUCUGGGACACUUGGAUCGCGCCCUUCUUGAGGCCAUGGUGGCUCCUAUGGCAGCUCCUCCGUUUCCUCAUCCUCGGUGACGGUUGGCUGCGCGACCACUAUAUGGAGUCGAGCGUGUACACCCGUGCCGACUACCUCGACGAGGACAUGAGACAGAAGGUACUUGACGAGCAGCAGCGAGACGCAACGCGGCCAGAUAAUGUGCCUGAUAUUGAGAUCAUGACGGUGCUCUGCGACUUCACCUACCCCGACUACGACAAGUCCAAGGGAGGCUACACCAUGCUCGCCACUGCCCUCCGCCCACACUCCCGAGGGACCGUGCGGCUGCGCUCCUCAGAUUCGCUCGACCCGCCUCUUAUAGACCUUGACUUCCUGAGCGCGCCCGCCGAUCGUAAGACAUUGCGCACGGCAGUGCGGCUCUGCAUGCGAAUCGCAGGCACAAUGCGCGCAGGCGGGUAC
This is a messenger RNA of Phanerochaete carnosa HHB-10118-sp, 1413 nucleotides long. RefSeq lists its product as uncharacterized. The annotation marks the transcript as partial. Gene Ontology annotation, molecular function: flavin adenine dinucleotide binding; oxidoreductase activity, acting on CH-OH group of donors. The transcript is spliced from 7 exons. The record is from RefSeq and is a predicted model, not a curated record. Lineage: Eukaryota; Fungi; Basidiomycota; Agaricomycetes; Polyporales; Phanerochaetaceae.